Messenger RNA from Styela clava, 1144 nucleotides. RefSeq lists its product as uncharacterized. Lineage: Eukaryota; Metazoa; Chordata; Ascidiacea; Stolidobranchia; Styelidae. The record is from RefSeq and is a predicted model, not a curated record.
AAGACAGCAUAAUCUAGUACAGUAAUCUACUGCUGCUAUUGGAAUAGCAGACGAUUAUUUAGAAUGGACAUCUACAUUAGAAUAUGUUUUAUCAUUGCGUUAUGCCUAGGUUUCUCUCAAUCCUGUUACAUCGAGAUUAAAAAUGAAGGCGACCUCGAUUUCUCAUCGAUGAUCGAAACCGCUGCCCCUGUCCCGCUAACGAGAUGGUUUGGGAAAGUUAAAAAGGAAAGAUGCGCGAUCGCGAAGCGGCUAAAUCCAAGACUCACAACUGAAUUAGAGUUUAAGGAAAUGAACCUUUUUGAUGAAGAGAUACAGGUUUAUGUCAACAAACGUUUCUACUGGAAGUCCUGGGAGUUGAUGCGUUCAUUCAAUUCAUCGUUCGGUAACAAUACGAAGUUGGUUUUCAACGGCUACAGAGCUGUGAAGAUUGUGGGAAGCAAGAAAGACCAGUUUAAGUUGAAUUAUAAAAGUUCUUACUGCCCGGUACCCGAGUCAGUUAAAGUUGACAGUUGCACAAAGAAACGCAACAAAGGUUCAACUUGCAGUUUCAAAUGCAACGUCCCGGAAUACGUGUCGUUAAAUAAAGACAAGAAAGCGUUCAGAGUUAAAUGCAGACGAAAUUUUACUUGGACUCUAGAUAGCAGUCACAAAUGCAUUUCAUUAGCAAAAGUUAUCGACUUAUGUUUGUCAAAGUACUCAAUAGAGGAGGAAUGCCCAUUUGGUAUUGAUCACUUGGUGACGCUCUUCCCAGAACCCGAAAUUACAGAUAAUUCUCCGAUCGGACUUGUGGAAUUCCUAGCUGGAGCUACAAGGGAGAUGCAUAAAGACAUCGAUUGGAAACUCGACAGUUCCAUUUCCGCCCGUGCUUAUCGCCCAGGAGACGAUUGUUAUAAGUUUUGCCUACGUAGUAAAGCGACUAGUGUAUACAUGACGUCAUGUGGAAGUCCUGAUUUGAGCGCUACUGACAAAGAAAAAUGUGUAAAAUGUCGAUAUAUAAAAAAGAUUUGCGACCGAAGGUCGGUUUUUGCAUAAAGAGAAUACUGAGAGAAAGAUUUUGUCCUGGUGAAUCAAUCUAUUUCAAACCUGAAUAACUAAAUAAGUUUUUAUUGCAUGAUUUACUCUAAUAAACUACAUUUAUUAUCUA